This is a messenger RNA of Vespula pensylvanica (western yellowjacket), 1960 nucleotides long. RefSeq names its product ELMO domain-containing protein 2. The transcript is spliced from 2 exons. Gene Ontology annotation, molecular function: GTPase activator activity. The record is from RefSeq and is a predicted model, not a curated record. Lineage: Eukaryota; Metazoa; Arthropoda; Insecta; Hymenoptera; Vespidae. The coding region runs from base 308 to 1249 and encodes 313 amino acids.
UUUUCCGUUUUGUUGAUAUUAUAAUUCGAUAAUGCAAGAGACGCGGUCGCUGCAAAGUUGUUUACUGAUUUGUAAAGUCGAUAAGCUUCUGUAGUUUAAAAUAUAUAAGUACGUAUAACACAUUCCUUAUGUUCACUGCGUACGUCAAGUUGAUAGAAGUGGGGGUAGCAAAAACGAUGGAUACUAUGAACGAAGAGUAGCUUGUACUUAGUUAUUCAAUUUAAAGAAUGUAAAGAAACAUUUCGAAAAGAAUCAAUACUAACAUACAUACCUUAUCCUUGAAUGGUGUUGACAAACGAUGUAAAACAUGUUUCUUCAGCAUAUAUUGUCACUGAUAUAUUGGUAUUUUAGACCGUUUAUAAAAUGGUUUUUAAGACAAACGACACAAAUGUGUGAACUUCAAAGAAUUUGUUAUGGACAACCUUCUGGAGCUCCUAGAACACUUGCAAUCGAGGAAUCUCUACAGCAAUCAAAAAAUGCUAAUAUCAAGACUUUGAUAAUUUAUUUAAAUGAUAUUGCAAAUCAUCGUGGUAUAACCAUUAAAAGUGAACGUAAAAUCCUAGAAGAGGCAAUUAGAACAGUAUUGGUGGCUAAGAAUGUAAAUCCCACAGCCCAUCCUGAUUUUGCCAAAUCAUUUGGCAAGUGCAUAGAAUUAAUUUGGGGUUACCGUCAACUAUGUGUUGAAUGUGAAGAACUUAGGAAAACACCCUAUGAUGCUGAUAAUCCAGAACACGAACUAUUGUUAUUGAAAUUAUGGAAUUUACUUAUGCCUUAUGAUCCUUUGGAUGCUAGAGUAACAAAACAAUGGCAGAAUAUUGGCUUUCAGGGAGAUGAUCCAAAAACAGAUUUUCGUGGAAUGGGAAUAUUGGGAUUAGAAAAUCUUGUUUAUUUUGCUCAAGAAUAUCCUAGUGCAGCAACUCAUGUUUUAUCUCAUUCUACCCAUCCACAUUAUGGUUAUGCAUUUGCUAUUGUAGGUAUAAACCUUACCAGUAUGGCAUUAAAAUUAUUGAAAGAUGGUACUGCUAAGACACAUAUCUAUAAUUCAUCAAAGACUCUGCCAACUAUCCGUGCUUUUCAUCAGUUUUAUUGUUAUCUUUUUUAUGAGUUUGAUGGAUUUUGGAUCGAAUCUAAACCGAGUAAUAUGAUGGAAUUUUCCUCUAUACAAGAAAAAUUUGAAAACAGCAUUAGAAUGGCAUUAUCCAAUUCAUCAACCACAUUUAGGAUAAAUGUAUCAGUUGAUAAUAUUUAGUACAAAUCUCAAAAACUAUGCUUCAUGUUCAUAGAUAUCUUAAAGAUAAUUAUAUUAUCAAUGGUAGUGUGCACGGACCAUUCCUUAUCGUUAUAUACAAAACAAUACAUUCAAACAUUUGAUAGUUAAGAUUACAUUGACCUGUUCAUGGUUGUUACUAUAACUCAUUUUAAGGAAGAGAAUGAUUUUGCAAAAUAUAAUGUACAAAUACUUCAAUACAAUCUGUAAUUGAAAAUUUUUAAGAAUUUAACUAAUUUUUAAACUAAUUUUAACACUUUUAAAUUAAUUGGUAAUUUAAAAUACUGAUAUUAAUAUUUUUGACUAUAAUUAAUUAAUAUACACAAGAAAAUAUGUGUAUAGGAAUAUUUAUUGAGAAAAUGUAGAAAAAAACAUAAUAAUAGAUCAAACAUGUUCUGUCUUCAUGAUAGUGAGGCAAGCAUUAAGCAUAACAGAUUAUGGCUAUAGAAAAACUUAAAAAAUCAUGUUUAUUAAAAAUGUUUAAUAUGCAUUAUAUAUUGUGGGUAAUUUUAGGAUAUCAUUUAAAUAUUAUUGUAUAUUCUUUCUCCUAUUAUUACCAUACACGUAUACCAUAAUUAUCAUUUAUACUAUGUAGACACUUUUUUAUAUGUAGUAUAUAUACAAUCUAUUAUAUUUUAUUUUAAAAGAGGUUACUAUCUCAACACUUUCAUUAUUUCUAUUAUGUAAUAAACU